Molecule: messenger RNA, 983 nt
Organism: Betta splendens (Siamese fighting fish)
Lineage: Eukaryota; Metazoa; Chordata; Actinopteri; Anabantiformes; Osphronemidae
Product: trichohyalin
Exons: 6
Coding region: 162-902 (246 amino acids)
Source: RefSeq, a predicted model, not a curated record
AACUCCUUGAACAGAUUGUGAAGAAUCAGUCAUGGGACAAAAGGAGGGAGGCGUCAAACAAGAUAAAGGUUAAGAGUUGAAAAUGAUAUGUAAAGCAUGUGUGUGUCCCUGUGUUUGUUCUCCCCAUGAUGAAAUGAGUCACGUUUCCAUGGAUUUGUCAGAUGUGUAAGUCCUUAAAUAGCCAAGAACAGUCUCCUGGAGACCACAGCAGAGAGAGUAGAGACACAGUGAAAUAUCUACAGGAGCAGCUGCGGCGGGAGACGGAAGAGCACAUCAAAGAGGGCAAAGGCAGCGCGGAAAAAGUCCACGAGCGAGUGUCAAGGAUCCAAGAGCUGAAAGAGGCUCUGAGAGCAGAGACGCUGAAGAACGGGGUCGCUGCAGAGACGCCAGACGUCUAUCAGCGCUCUCAGUUGGAACACAACAAAGCUCAGGAGCGGAGGAGGCAACUUAAGGAGGAUCAUGGGAGAUUAAUUCAAGAGGAGGUGGAGAAGAUGGAGAGAGACUUGGCACAGGAACAGCUACCGGCCGAAGGUCUCCAGAGAGAGCUGCUGGUGCUCACCAGAGAGAGGCACAUCCUGGUGCUGCAGCUGGAGGCCCUGCGUGCCGAGGCCCAGCAGGCAGAGAGAGACCUGCAGGACCAGCAUCGCAAACACCAAGAGGAGCUGCAGAGUCUGAGGGAGGAGAGUCUGCAGGUGUUCUCAGUGUUUCGCCAGGUGAACGAAGAGCAGAGGAAAAUGUCAGAGAGCAGAUACAGAAAUGUGCUGCUGGAGGCCGUGCAGGACGCCGUCUACCUGUCCGCCCAGAACCAGCAACUCCAGGCCGAAAACAAGCAGCUCCGCAAAGCCCUGGGGGAGUUAAAGGAUACUCUCACUGUGAGGAGCGAGCCUAAGGCUGAAGCGUAACAAAGACAUCGACAAAUAGAACUAAAAGAACAUAUCACCAGUUUUUAUUAACACAUGAACAAUUUAUUCUCUCAAUUCUUG